AUAUAAAAUUAAUAGCAUCCCAAAACAAUGCAUACCAACCAACACAUCAAUCUCUGACUAAAUAGGCUGUCUGACAACAUGGAGGCAAAUAAUGACAAAGAAUACAUCAUAAACCUCUUCUUACACCGUGUUAACCUAUUAUUAGAUUAAUAAGUUUUGUUGGUUUUAAGAGCAAAACGCGAUCUUUACACCAGCGGCAACCCAUUUUGGUCAGCGCUGCUUUCCGUAACUUUACGCCCUACGUCACACAACAAAUAUGGCGGCGCAGCGCUCCAGUAUGUUGGGAGAGAAAAGUUAAAACAAGCGUUAUUUAACGUUUUCUGAACGUAUACUGUCGCGUGUCUCUGGUUUAAUAGUUGUAGCAAACGUAAAGCCAUUUAUCGCCGUGAAAAUGGGCUUUGAGCGUUUGCUCUGCGGGGCACUGGACUGUUACUCCGGACAGUUUCGACUCGUUAACAUUCAGCUUAAAGUCAGAGUCUUUCAAAAUGCGUCGAUGUCCACGCAGAGUUCCCCGAGCACGUCAGACAUGGUUAACCGGUUUACAGCUGUAGCAGGUCUGUGCAGUAGGAUAUUUGUGCACACAAGCCGCCCCGGUGCCGCUCACAGACAGCUGCCUGGCCGCCGGAGCCUCUGCACCUGCCAGCCCUCCAGAGACGUCACCCUGUUCGAGCACGACAGGACCCGCUUCUUCCGGCUCCUCUCGCUCUUCUGCGGCGGCCAGUUUCUCUUCUGGACAUACCUGGCCCACUUCGCUUACACCGGUCUCAGAGACACAAAGGGCGCCGCAGAGAAAGGAAAAGCCAAGGCGACCACCACCACCACCACCACCGGGCUGGCUGGGAUGUGGAGUUUUGAGAUGAACCUGGGGUCAAACACCUGGAGGUACGGCUUCACGCUGGGAUGCCUGGCGAUAGGAGCAGGGAUGGUCGGCCUCGGGGUUCUGUUCUGCCGGCGCUCUGUCAGCCAGGUGGUUUUACACCAAGGUGGGAGGAUGGUGACAGUUUCCACACAGUCACCUUUGGGACCAGGCCGAGGACGGAGAAUAACAGUCCCGCUGUCCCAGGUGGCCUGUCAUGCUCACAGGCAGGAGUCCCCCUCAUUCAUCCCCCUCAGGGUCAAAGGACACAAGUUCUACUUUCUCCUGGACAAAGAGGGGACCCUGAACAACUCUCGGCUGUUUGAUAUCACUGUUGGGGCUUACCGGCCAGUUUAAGUUAUUACACCGUUGCCAAAACUGUUGGACACCAACACUGAUCCACAUGCAAUUUUACAUGGCUGCCAAAUAAAUAUGUCAGUUUCUGUUU
Messenger RNA from Micropterus salmoides (largemouth bass), 1304 nucleotides. RefSeq names its product transmembrane protein 223 (gene tmem223). Gene Ontology annotation, biological process: nervous system development. The record is from RefSeq and is a predicted model, not a curated record. Gene Ontology annotation, cellular component: mitochondrion. NCBI's taxonomy places the organism in Eukaryota, Metazoa, Chordata, Actinopteri, Centrarchiformes, Centrarchidae.